AUGUUUCAACAUAUACGUGAAGCAUUGAUCGAAAAAAUAGACGAACAACGUGAACAUGCACUUUACUGUACUGUUCAAUGGUUUGAUACUAGAAAAAUCGAAGUUAUUCCCAAAGAAUCGAUACAAUUAGCACCAUCACGUGAUGUAGAAGUCAAUAUAACAUAUACAAUUGUUAUCGAUGGAAUUGAACGGUAUGGAACUGUCCUUGCUACAGGUACGAAAGAGCAAUGUGAAAUGGUUAAAUAUAAACGUUCACCAGAUAUCUCGGCUAAAAAAUUGCCUGGAAAUCUUGUUGAUGAUUUAAUGUUAAUGAGAAUUCUUAGUAAAUUGAUGAACAAACCUCAAACCGAUGAAAUCUCUACAGGUGAAGAUAUUCAUCAAACUGAAUGUGCAAGUUGUAAAAUGAAACCGAUUCGUCAUCUUGAUCGUUACCAUUGUCUCGAAUGUCCUUCAUCAGUAAAUUAUGAUCUAUGUGGACGUUGUUUUGAAAAACGUCGCGAAACAGGUUCACAUUCAAGUGGUCACGCAAUGAUUCAUUUUAAAUUACCAAAUGAAUUUCUCGGUAUUCAUGUUAAUGAUGUCAAAAGUGAAGUGACGUUAAGCAAUUUAAAACGAAUGAGCACACUUCGAAAUGAAGUUCAUAAAGGAAUUACUUGUAAUGGAGUUUGUGCUCAAAGGACAUUGACUGGUUUACGGUUUAAAUGUGAUACGUGUGCGAAUUAUAAUUUAUGUGAAACUUGUGCAAUUCAAAAACAUAUUUGUACGAAAUCACAUGAGAAAACACAUCCGUUGAUUUUAACAUCGAAUAAUGUUAUGCCAAAGAUCGAUCCGGAUGAGAUCGAAUUUGGUGAAGUCUUAGGAAGAGGAGGAUUUGGUUACGUAUGCAAAGCUCUAUGGCGACCAAAAAAUCGUCAAGUGGCUUGUAAAAUCAUCGAAGUUUCCGGUUCAUCAUCAACAUCUCAAUCGCUUCAACGAAGUUUUCUUCUCGAAUUAGCUGCUUAUCGAGAAUUAUCCGGUCCGUACAUUCUCCGUACGUACGGUUAUGCUACACGUGAAUUACCAUCGAAUCGAAUACGUGGUUCGACAACACAAUUUAUGAUUCUCAUGGAAUUGAUGGGUCGAGGAAGUUUUCAAACCCUUCUUGACAAUGAACCGAAUAAAUUAUCCUUACGACGUAAAUUAGCCAUGUGUCGACAAGUUGCAUCAGGUAUGCGACGAAUUCAUCAACAUGGAAUGAUUCAUCGUGAUAUUCGUCCGGAUAAUAUCCUUGUUACCGAUGAUUAUGUUGCGAAAAUAGGUGAUAUGGGUAUUGCACGUGUUCUCGAUCCAGAAGGUCGACAAACUCAAUUAGGUUGUUUACAAUUUAUGCCACCGGAAUUCUUCCGAGAUGCUGCGGAUGGUCGAGCGAAAUGUAAUGAAAAAUUAGAUAUUUAUACGUAUGGUUUGACGUUAAAUCAAAUAUUUACGGAGACGAUGCACGACUUUCGAUUGAAUCGAACACCAUCGCGACUUAUUCUUACCAAACAAAGUCCGAUAUUUUACGAUGAAAUCAUUUCCAAAUGUCUCGAAGAUGAUCCAAAACGACGACCAACAGCAAUUGAAAUUGAAAAAACCUUGGAAUUUUACGAACAGGCAUUUGCCGAGACAAUGUUAAGUGAAAGUUAUGUUCAAAUGAAUACGAAGGAGAAAGACCGAGCAUUUUUGGACUUUUAUCAGAAGAACAAAGGACGUCUCCACCGAUUUAUCAAAGAACAAUUUCCACAGCAAUUCAUACGAGAAGUUCCAAUUGAAUUUAUUAAUAAACAAAAGCAAUCUCCUGCAGAUGAUCAUGACUGA
Adineta ricciae is the source of this 1836-nucleotide messenger RNA. NCBI's taxonomy places the organism in Eukaryota, Metazoa, Rotifera, Eurotatoria, Adinetida, Adinetidae. The record is from the annotation of a GenBank genome assembly.